GAUCGAACCACCAAUCCAUUUCGCUGCCAUCUGCGUCAGCAGCGCCGAAAGCCGCCGAAGAAACCCAAACCCAAAACACCACGAUCCCCAAACCGACCCUGGGCGUCUUCCCAUCGCCCCCACGUUCCUCAAAUCCUCAGGGCCAAAACCGUCCACUCGCACAGCGCCCAGAGUUACUAGCCGUUACUUUUACCCCUCCACGCCGAGUUCAAAUUUGCGCCCCGUCGCUCGCCGCCCGCAAACCCCUCUCCCCAAUCCAAAUCCAUCCCCUAAUCAACGCCUCCAUCAUCCUUCCUUGAAUCCAUCCCCUCUGCCUAAAUCAAGACCUCUCGCGGCGGGAGAACUGAAACUUCUCUCCAAUGGCGAUGGCGAUGGAGGCCAAGUCUGGAGGUCGCGCCGUGCGGCGGCCGCUGCAGCCGCGGGAUUCCAAUGUCGCCUCCCCCGUGGUUGCCGUCGCUGCGGUCCCCGGGAAGGCCAAGGCCAAGGCGAGGACGAGGCUGGCGGCGACGGCGACCGCGUCUCCGCCUUCGGUGAGGUCGUUCCUGAGGGCCGAGAGCAGGGUGGAGAUGAAAGAGGUGUCGUCGCUGGCGGAGGAGCUGGAGAAGGCGCGGGAGCGCCGGGGACGGCUGCGGGCGGCGCGGGAGGUCACGGAGAGGGCCCUGGAGGAGCGGGAGGAGGUGCUGCGGGUGGAGGCGAGGGAGUGGGAGCGCAGGGCCGACGAGCAGAGCCGGCUCGUCGCAGAGCUCAUGCGGCUGCUUGGGAUGCCGGAGGUGUAUACUCCAGUGGAGUCGCUGAGAUCGAAGGAGGAGAGAAAGAGAAAGGAGGCCAUUGCAUAUUCGGGUUCACUGGGUUCAGUCUCGAGUGCUUCUUCAAUGCAAGAAGAAGUUGGAGCAAAUUCCUGUGGUCAGGAAUUGGAGACAUCAGCAACGACGGCAACAGCAACCACUGGAAACAGCUUCUGAUUUUUGUUCACUCUGGUCGUUCUUCAAUUGUCUUGCUCAUGGUUGUGAAUCAAAUCAAAUGGCUUGUUUGGUGUCCGAAACUACCAUGAGACCAUUAUAAAUUUUAGAUCUAGAGAAGAAUAUCACCGGCAAGAAGUAUAUAUCAGUAUAUGACUCAAACUAGCAUAAAUUAAUAAUAUCAAAUGGGAGGUCAAGUCGCCAA
Brachypodium distachyon (stiff brome) is the source of this 1164-nucleotide messenger RNA. RefSeq lists its product as uncharacterized. The record is from RefSeq and is a predicted model, not a curated record. Bases 360 to 962 code for a protein of 200 amino acids. The transcript is spliced from 3 exons. NCBI's taxonomy places the organism in Eukaryota, Viridiplantae, Streptophyta, Magnoliopsida, Poales, Poaceae.